Clupea harengus (Atlantic herring) is the source of this 2234-nucleotide messenger RNA. It is a transcript of the gene smoc2, whose product is annotated as SPARC related modular calcium binding 2. Gene Ontology annotation, cellular component: basement membrane. The transcript is spliced from 14 exons. Bases 422 to 1750 code for a protein of 442 amino acids. NCBI's taxonomy places the organism in Eukaryota, Metazoa, Chordata, Actinopteri, Clupeiformes, Clupeidae. Gene Ontology annotation, biological process: extracellular matrix organization. Gene Ontology annotation, molecular function: heparin binding; extracellular matrix binding; protein binding. The record is from RefSeq and is a predicted model, not a curated record.
GAGAUGUGGGUCUGACAAAUACGGAGGAGGGGAGGGGUGUGGAGCGCAAAGCAGAAGAGUAUAGAAAGGAGAGGAGGGAGCCAAUAAGACACUCCAGCGGGACAGGGGUUCAAGACAGUCUUACAUGGGGAUACAUCGCGCAAGGAAAAUACAGGAUUAGGGAAGACGAGCGGAUUUAGGUGUUGUUUAGGCUGUCUGGGAGCACCAGAGCACAGUUGACGUGAAUGUGUGUACCCGCCGCGAGCACAGGUCUUUAAUCGGUAAUUACUGUAUUUUAAAAGGGCAUUUCCAGCGGUGCUUUUCCACUUUUCUUAUUGGAGACAGACACUUGUGAGAUAAACUGAUCAAGCGCGGGGAAGGAUUGGAUUGUGACAAAGUUUUCGGACUGCGUACAACUUCAAGAAGAAGGGCAACAUUCAGGAUGCGCACUCUGUUACUACUGGUCCUGUCCUGCCUCCUGUGCGUUGGACGCUCGCAGAAAUUUUCCGCCCUUACGUUUUUGCGGGUGGAACAGGACAAGGAGUGCAACAUGGAUUGUUCUGGAGCCCCUCGGAAGCCCCUGUGCGCCUCAGAUGGACGGACGUUCACGUCUCGCUGCGAGUUCCUUCGUGCGAAGUGUCGUGACGCCCAGCUGGAGGUCAUCCGAGGGCCGUGCAAAGAGGCAUCGAGAUGUGUGGCUGAGAAGAAAUACACAGAACAGCAGGCCAAGAAGCUCUUCCCACAAGUCUUUGUGCCUGUAUGCAAUCCAGAUGGCACAUACAGUGAGGUGCAGUGUCAUAGCUACACAGGAUACUGCUGGUGUGUCACUCCUAAUGGCCGCCCUAUCAGUGGCUCGGCUGUAGCCAAUAAGAAGCCCAGAUGCCAAGGGUCAAAACCUGAGAGGGCCAACCCUCGAGAACCAGCAAAAGGAGUUUCCUUGCAAAUCUUUUCCAUUCUAAAUGCAGAUGAGUCGGAAGGCCUCGUGGUGGAAUCUCAGCCCUCGAUGGACGAGGAAGAUAUCAUUUCCCAGUACCCAACCCUUUGGACAGAACAGGUCCGCAGUCGGCAGAACAGGACCCGGACCCAAGCCUCCUCCUGUGACCAGGAGCAGCAGUCUGCACAAGAGGAGGCACGGCAGCAUAAGAACGAGGCCGUCUUCAUCCCUGACUGUGCCCACGGUGGCCUCUACAAGCCGGUCCAGUGCCACCCCUCCACUGGCUACUGCUGGUGUGUGCUGGUUGACACGGGCCGACCCAUCCCAGGCACCUCCACACGGAAGUACGAACAGCCAAAAUGCGACGGCAAUGCCAGAGCUCAUCCAAGUAAACCCAAGGACCAUUAUAGGAGCAGACAUCUCCAGGGAUGUCCAGGUGCAAAGAAGACGGAAUUUCUCACAAGUGUUCUGGACGCUUUAUCCACAGACAUGGUGCAUGCGGUCACAGACCCAGCCACAGCAGGCAGGAUGCUGGAGCCAGACCCCAGUCACACACUGGAGGAGAGGGUGGUGCAUUGGUACUUCAGCCAGCUGGAUAAGAACGCCAGUGGCGACAUCGGCAAGAAGGAGAUCAAGCCCUUCAAGAGGCUGCUACGCAAGAAGUCCAAGCCCAAGAAGUGUGUGAAGAAGUUCGUGGAGUACUGUGACAUCAGCAACGACAAGGCACUCUCGCUGCAAGAGCUCAUGGGCUGUCUGGGUGUCACAAAGGAGGACGGAGCUAAAGCUGGUGAUGGGACAACUUCUAGUAAACUGAACACCUCUAAGAAGCAAGGCUGAAGCAGCAACAGAGAUUCUCCCUGCCCUAAAAUUCUGCCCCCACCAAAUGGCAAAGGAAACCAUAGUAUUUGCACUUUGUACUUUAAAAAAAUGUAAAUUCACUUUGUAGAGAUGAGGUAUUUAAACCAACUGCUGAAUCUGUGAAUGACAUAGUUAGCUUUUUUUAUGUCUUUAAAAAAAAAAUAAUAAUAAUUUAACACAUACAAUGUAUGUGUCUUCUGUGUGUCUUAAAAUGUAUGCUUUUCUGAGUUGUACGAGUUGUAUCACAUGUCGCAUCUGAUGCCACGCCUGUGGCUCUUUGCUCCCUGUUGUUGUGUUAAUACUGUAUGUUUAUGCAAAUGUACAUGUAGCUUGUCUGAUGGCCCAGACAGAGCCUGGGCUACCAUUGCUUCUCAUUUGUACUGACCUAGCCUUCCCCCUCCCGUCCAAACCCUCUAUCGCUGUUUAUACUGUACGUGUGUAUUAAACCUGGAUGGUCACAGAA